Molecule: messenger RNA, 2655 nt
Organism: Fusarium coffeatum
Lineage: Eukaryota; Fungi; Ascomycota; Sordariomycetes; Hypocreales; Nectriaceae
Exons: 5
Coding region: 1-2655 (884 amino acids)
Source: RefSeq, a predicted model, not a curated record
AUGUCGACCCAAGCAUUGCUGCAACAGUAUCAAGGCCACAUCGUGCCGCAAAGCUACAAUGCAGGCUUCGUCGCCCUGAGCUACGUGGUCAGCCUGGUCGGUGCUGGCUCGACUCUCGAGCUCAUCAACCGUAGAACCGGUCUCAGAGGUCUCUUCAACCAUCUUUUGCUAAUGGGUUCAGCAAUUACCAUGGGUGGAGUGUCCAUCUGGUGUAUGCACUUUAUCGGUAACAGAGCCAUCGAUCUCGCUGAUGGACAGCCUGAACUGCAAGUUGCCUACUCUAGCGGCUUCACCGCGAUAUCCUUCUUCGUCCCAAUCCUGGUUCUUCUCGCUGCUUUCAUGGCUGUCGGCACCAACAACGUCGUCUCGUGGUGGAGACUCGUAGCUGGCGGUGUCCUUUGUGGAACUGCUGUGUGUGGAAUGCACUAUCUCGGCAAUGCCUCUAUCAACAACUACACGUGCGUGUAUCAGCCGGCGUACGUUAUAGGAUCAGCCAUCAUUGCCAUAGUGGCAAGUAACGUUGCCUUGGCCAUGUUCUUUGUCUUCCGAGCCAUGUGGGCGAACGCAUGGUGGAAGCGAGGCAUCUCAGCUGUUGUGCUGGCCGGGGCCGUUUCAGGAAUGCAUUGGUGUGCUUCUGUUGGAACUCGUUACCGACUGAAGAGUAUCAAGCCUAAUGGCAAUGAACCUUCCAGAACAGGUACAGUCGUCGUCGUUAUCUGCUUGUCCCUAGGUGCAUGCUUUGUCAUUGCCAUCUCAGCGAUUCUCCGAGCAAGGAAUAUGAGAAGAUUGGCCCUACGUGCCCAGCAAAUCACACUCGCAGCAGCAAUCUUCGAUAAGGGCGGGAGGAUUCUGGUAGAUCCUGAUGGAUACAUUCCAAACACGGUGGUGACCGACUCCUUUUUGGAAAAGGACGCAAAGGAAGGAUUCAACACUGGCCACUCUCUAUUCCAUUGGAUGUAUCAAGCGUCAAGGAACUGGAACAUGAUCUGGAGUCUUAUAGGAGGCAUGAGACAGCAUCUGUCACAGUUGCCGCACUCGCGCACCCACAAGGAUGGUCGUCGAGGAAUCCAGCUUGUGAGUGAUCAUGGCGAAACCAUUGACAGUUACGACAUGAUCUUCAGAGAGCUUUUCUGUCUCGCUGCCGCUGCCCUCGCCGAUCGGUUUCGCCAAGAUCUCACAUCGAUCGGAGUGUUGUGGGAUCAAAUCUUGCCAACAGGUGCCGGUGGUCGAAGACCUCGGACUACUCAGGGACGAAAACCAUCUGUGACCGUGGUUGGGACUGGUUUGGAAGGUAAUGAUGCCAGCGAAGAGGCGCACAACAGCCUGGACAUGACCGAGAAAGGCCUCCAUACAGCAGACGACAGUUAUGGUCGAGGUUCGUUGAUGUUCCUCGUACGUCGUUGCGAGUCUGAUCGUGAUACCGAACGGUUGAUCUCAGCUGGCUAUCGUUUCGCCGAGUUGCGUCAGGUCAGCGAUCUCAUCAAAUCUAAUAUGCAGAUCCAAACCCCCGAAUUCGAAAACAAGCUUAGAGAGAUGGCGAGUUACACGAGUGAACACAAUCACAUUCGCCAAGGCGUUCAUCUUGGCUUCUUUGCCGUUCGCGCUCGCGUCAGUUCCAGCUUCGAAGUUCUGGUGAGAAAGGGCGCACGCCAUUUGCUACCAACUAUGCCCUUUCCCUUCAAGAACCUGGAAGAUUGGCACAUGCACUAUCUCAGAAGAUUUGAGAACAUGCCCGUGUCCAAGAUCAUAGAGAAAUGCAAAGAGGAUUCCCAGCGAAGUGACCGAGAGGCUGAGUUCGCUGGACAAAUCGCAGAUACCAUAAAGGCCCUGCGUGAAUGGACUCAGGAACCUUUGCUCGAAGAUGCACUGCUCACAUCGACAACGUUUCGGAUCCCCUGUCGUGGAGAAGAGAAGCGUUCAGAGGCAACCAUGAUCGCAUUGCGGCUUGUCAUUCCGAUUCACUCUGUCUUGUCGAGUCCUAACUGCGAGUUUGUACCCUUGAGCUUCUUCAGGAUGCGCCAGGUAUCAACACAAUCCUACCAAGAGUUCACACGAGGGCUACAUCAAGAGUUUGGUCAUAUUGCAAAAUCUGCAGAUCGCCACCAAGGAUCUCGAGGCAGCGUGACUCCUUCCGCCUCUAGUCGUUGGACAUUCGGACGGUUAGAUGCAGCUCGAAAUAGUCGGAACAGAAGCAAAUCCAUUUCACAUAUUUCUGGAAGGCCAACUUCUUUGGUUGACUCGACACGAUCCAGCUCGACCAUCAAUCUUUGCUCCCCAGGGAACAAUAUCCGCACGCAGUCGAUUGAUUCGACAGAGGCACCAGGACCCUACAUGCCUCGACAAGAGCCUCUGCAGACCGCGCCGUCGUACGGUGGCAUCAUGGUGUUUCAAGAGAUCACUGUCGAUGUGCAAGAGGGGAACGAAACCGCUUCGAGGAAGCCCAGUAACAGUUCUGACGCUGAUACGCUCACGAUUGAGAAGACCAUCUCCAAGCACCUGCCACCUGUAGGUAUCGAGUUACAGUCCAUGGGCCAUUUUGGCACCAACGAUGUCGGCACGCAGUUGUCCAAUGAUAUUGAGGCGGGCAGAGGGGGCCACAGUUAUGUGACAUGUUUUGUUGAUGUUUUGUUUGCAAAGACUGUGGAGAGUCGUUAA